Messenger RNA from Wasmannia auropunctata (little fire ant), 1379 nucleotides. RefSeq lists its product as uncharacterized. Bases 94 to 1365 code for a protein of 423 amino acids. Lineage: Eukaryota; Metazoa; Arthropoda; Insecta; Hymenoptera; Formicidae. The transcript is spliced from 6 exons. Gene Ontology annotation, molecular function: DNA binding. The record is from RefSeq and is a predicted model, not a curated record.
AAACGGAUACAAAAUAAAGAAUGCAUAAAUUUUAAGGACGAAGUAAAAGCAAGCAUAAAAUGUAGGAAUGAACUGCGAAAUUACUUAUCACUGAUGUCUGAAAAGUAUUUUCACAAGGACAAGCUGUUGUCUGACAGUGACAUGGAACAUUUCGAUCUUCUAUUCUGUCCAAAUAUGAAUGCACAUAUUAUGAAUUAUCAUUUUCUCAAGGAUGAGCUGAUAUAUUUAAUUACAAUAUCUCCAUUAUUACCUGACUGUAACUUGACAUAUAAGUAUUAUAGCAAAAAACUUCUUCCACAUCUACAACAGCGUCAUCUAAAGGACAUAUGGCAGGAAUUUAUGAAUUAUCCCAAAGAACAGCAGCUUUUAGAAAAGGCAGCUACUAUUGUAGCACAAUGGUAUCAACCUCAAAAAUGUAUCUUUUACUUUGAUAUUGAAGCAUCGCUGGAUAAUAUUGCACAGCAGGUAUUGGAGUACCUUAAAAAGGUACAUUGCGAGCAUCCAAUAUUCUCAGCAUCUGCUAAGCAAUUUUCUUAUUGGAAAUGUAAUAUCAAUGACGAUCAAUGGAGCAGAAAGGAAGAAAAGCAGAUAAUAAAUGUACUUCGAAUAGUUUUAUUUAACGAAUUAGGUUUCUGUGGAGCUUCAGUUUCAGACUCUAAUACAUUAAACCCCAAACCAGAGGACAGUCUUAUAGAUUGUGUUUUAGAAAGCAAAGUUGGUAAUGCUGCAUCUCUAGCAAUAAUAUUCCAGAGUAUAGCAAGAAGACUUGGCGUACGCUGUGAUCUCAUAUCUUUUCCUACUCACUUUUUUUUAAGUUGGAAGCCGAAAUCUGUUACAGAAAAGCCUGAAGACGAAGAAUGUUUCUAUAUUGAUAUCUUGCAUGGCGGAGCCAUUCGGGGCAGAAAUGAUUGUCCCAGAACUCGUGGUAGAAGAUGUCCCAUAGAAAGUUUCAAUAAACACAACGAAAUUAGUCCUAUAGAGGUAAUUAUUUAUAUAUCUUAUAUGCAGGAUAGCUAUAGCGAUAGAACAUCUAUGGAAACAAUUCGAGCAGAACAAAUGUUAAUGAGAUUUGAAAUGUAUAAUAACGUAAAUGCUAUGAAAACAUCUACAGAUAAUGUAAUCUUCCCAAAGAGCAGAUCGAGUAAAAUAAAAUUUGCGGUUGGAAUGAUUGUGACUUCUUUUAGAAGACAUAUUCCGAAUUAUACAGGCGUGAUAAUUGGAUGGGAUAAGAUAUAUAACUCUCAAUCAGGAAGAAAGUUAAAAAGUGAAGCUACUAUUACCGUGACGCAACCGUUUUACAUUAUUCUUAGUGAAGAUGGUAAUACGUAUUACGCUGCCGAAGGUACAAGAUUACUAGAUUACUAGAUGCGUUUUAUGUA